Molecule: messenger RNA, 1887 nt
Organism: Punica granatum (pomegranate)
Lineage: Eukaryota; Viridiplantae; Streptophyta; Magnoliopsida; Myrtales; Lythraceae
Source: RefSeq, a predicted model, not a curated record
UCCAAUCCAUUGAUAUCUUCACCGCACCGGACUUUCUACAAUCAAGCAAAUCCCUAAUUAAUCACAGCAUUUCCGCUAAUCCAAUCCCUAAUCCCUGGGCUUCAAUAGGACUUCCGGAUUUACACCCCAAAAAAAAAAAAUCCCUAAUCCCUUUCCAUUUAACGUUCAUCUCCUUCUGCUUCCCCAUCCCCCAAUGGAUUAAACCCCCGAUCGAGCUCAGCAGCUCAACCCCCUUCGGCUCCGCAUCCGUCAUCGAAUCCAAUCGAAUCAAUCCUCAAGUCCCGAGAAGAUGUCUUCGCCACGAUCCUCCGACGACGUCACCGCCGUCGACCAGACGCCGCUCCUCUCCGCCUCCCGGACCCCGGAGGACCCCAACCCCAGCAACCGCCGCUCGAUCCGCCGAGGCCAGAGCCUCCGCGAGGCGGCUCGCUUCCUGCGACGCGCCAGCAGCCGUCGCAUGAUGCGCGAGCCCUCGAUGCUCGUCCGCGAGGCCGCCGCCGAGCAGCUCGAGGAGAGGCAGAGCGACUGGGCCUACUCGAGGCCCGUGGUGGUCCUCGACGUCCUCUGGAACUUCGCGUUCGUCGCGGUGGCUGCCUCGGUCGUGGUGCUGAGCCGCGAGGAGAAGCCGACUAUGCCCCUCAGGGUUUGGAUCGUGGGCUACGCUAUGCAGUGUGUCCUGCAUAUGGUCUGUGUGCUGACUGAGUACAGGAAGCGGCAGCAUCGGAUGCGUCAGCAGCACAGACGCCCGAACUCGCCGCGGACUCCUCCGUCUUCUGAUGAGCAGAAUUCGAGCUCCCGAGUUGAUUCCGGGGAGUAUGUGUCUCUGUCGCAGCUCAAUGAGGAAGGCACCAGGUACUGCAGUGUGACAAAGCACCUGGAAUCAGCAAAUACAAUGUUUUCAUUCAUUUGGUGGAUCAUAGGCUUCUACUGGGUGUCUGCCGGUGGCCAAGCUUUGGCUCAUGACUCCCCUCAGCUUUACUGGCUUUGCAUCAUCUUCUUGGGAUUCGAUGUGUUCUUUGUUGUCUUUUGCGUUGCUCUGGCUUGUGUCAUUGGUAUUGCUGUGUGCUGCUGCCUUCCAUGUAUCAUUGCCAUUUUAUAUGCUGUGACAGACCAGGAAGGAGCAUCCAAAGAGGACAUAGAUCAGCUUCCAAAGUUCAAAUUCCGAAGUUCUGGCAAUAUCGAGAAGGAUUCUUCUGACCUGCAGAGAUCUCGUAGCGGUAUUAUGAUCGAAUGUGGCAACAGGGAAACGCCCACUGAGCGCUACUUGUCACACGAGGAUGCAGAGUGUUGCAUAUGCCUGUCUCCGUACGAGGACGGAGUCGAGCUGAGGGAACUCCCCUGUCGCCACCAUUUUCACUGCACCUGUGUAGACAAGUGGCUCCACAUGAAUGCAACAUGUCCUCUCUGCAAGUACAACAUCCUCAAGACCACCAGCCAUGGCCAGGAAGACGUGUAGGACUCUCGAAUGAAAUCAUACGCAGUCAAUUUUUCUGGUCUGUGAGAGCUUAUGUAAAUUCUCGGCAGGUCAACAGACUAGUUGCGCGUGCCUCCGAUGACUUUUUCUUUUCUUUUUUUUGGUUGCUGGUGUAUGUAUUGUGUUACCCCUAGAUGCUUCUUCUAGUAUAUCUCUUAUGAUCCUCAGAUGAGUCGUGGGCCUGUCCACUACUACCCGAGUGGCCCUUGCUUGCUUGCUUUUUUCCACAACAUUUAUUGUUGUCAAGUGAUGAUGUGCUUUAGUGUAAGCUGUCCGUUGAGGGGCUUUUCUAUGUCGAACAUUUGGAUCAUCGGGCUCCAGGCUCUUCCCCUUGUAGUAUUCACCCUCUGGCCGACCUUAUGAGCUUCGAUGAAUAUGAUAGUUUUGGAGAUAAGAUUUCUUUGUUGCUUCUA